GAGCCUUCGGCGCCGCCCGGUUAUUUACGUAUUAAUCGCCUUGGCCCGGAAACCGGAAGUGGCGUGUUUGCGGGAGACCAAGUUGCAGGAAGAAGUUCGCAAGAAGUCAGAUUCAGCAUGGAGUCUGAAGAUGCUGUUGCUCCUGAAAAACUAAUUGAGGAUUUGAAUCUCUCAGAAAAACAGAGCAGUCCUACACAUCAUGCAUAUAUCCCCAGAGUCGUUAAAGAAGGUGUGAGUCAGUUGUCUGACUCGGGUAGAGAGGAUGAUGAUCUCUUCCAUGACUGCAAAGACUCUCUUGAAUCAGGAGUGGUGGAAGAGAAUCACAACAGCCAGACAGAUUCUUUAGAAAAUGAGGAGGAUCUAGAUGAAAAAGAAUUGCUGGAACUGGAAAAAAACAUGUCAGAGGAAGAAAAAGAGAAAAGAAGAAAUGAAAGCACAACAUUAAAAGAAGAAGGAAAUAAACAGUUUAAAAAUGGAGAGUAUAAAGAAGCAGAGGAUUCGUAUGCAAAAGCCCUGCAGGUUUGUCCGGCCUCCUGUAACACAGAUAGAUCCAUUUUGUAUUCAAAUAGAGCUGCAGCAAGAAUGAAACAGGACAAGAAAGAAAUGGCUAUAAGUGAUUGCAGCAAAGCUCUAGAGUUAAACCCAAACUACAUCAAAGCACUGUUGAGGAGGGCAGAACUGUAUGAAAAAACAGAAAAACUAGAUGAAGCUUUAGAGGAUUACAAAAAUCUGUUGGAGAAAGAUCCAUCGGUAUAUCAAGCAAGGGAAGCUUGCAUGAGAUUGCCAAAAGAAAUAGAAGAACGUAAUGAAAAACUUAAGGCUGAGAUGUUAGGCAAAUUGAAGGAUCUUGGGAACCUGGUUCUCCGUCCUUUUGGCUUAUCAACGGAAAACUUCCAAAUGAAACAAGAUUCCUCAACUGGCUCCUACUCUAUCAACUUUGUUCAAAAUCCAAAUAAUAACAACCGAUAACACUAGCCCAAACUGCAUGUGGCAAAUGUUGGGCUUUGAGGCUUAACGGUGAUGUUGUUUCGGUGAAUGCAAAAAGGAUGAGUAAACAUUUAAUGCAUAACGCCAUUCUUUAAACUGGGAGGAUUUGAACUGAGACCUAUGCAUUGUGUAUAUGUGUGUGUGUGUGUGUGUGUGUGUGUGUGAUUCUUUCAAAAGAGGUGGGCAGAAGAGGACUGAUAUUUGACCUUCGCAGUGAUAUUUCGUGCACUUUGGCCACUCUGCAUCUUCCAUCUGAGGAGGGAUGGGGGUUAGCUUUGCAAGUUUAGAAAAAUGUCAGUGCGUCUAAACCUGUAGCCAUUGUACAAUCAUUUCAUCAUUUGUGAAGUUUGUAAGUCUCUUUGAAGGGCAAAGAAAUGUUUCUCUAUUUAGAGAAUCUACUUUUACCUUACAGAUUAAUAAAUCAUUCAUGUUA
Pantherophis guttatus is the source of this 1420-nucleotide messenger RNA. It is a transcript of the gene TTC1, whose product is annotated as tetratricopeptide repeat domain 1. The record is from RefSeq and is a predicted model, not a curated record. NCBI's taxonomy places the organism in Eukaryota, Metazoa, Chordata, Lepidosauria, Squamata, Colubridae. Gene Ontology annotation, molecular function: protein binding.